Molecule: messenger RNA, 4453 nt
Organism: Exaiptasia diaphana
Lineage: Eukaryota; Metazoa; Cnidaria; Anthozoa; Actiniaria; Aiptasiidae
Product: protein dispatched homolog 3
Exons: 9
Coding region: 365-3181 (938 amino acids)
Source: RefSeq, a predicted model, not a curated record
CUUAUUUCCAUGCUGAUUCUGACUGUGAAUCUAUGGAUUGUAAAUUGAGAAAACGGGAUUUUUUUGCGUGAACUCGAAAGUUUUCAUAAACAAAGGGUCACGUGACUAAACACAAGUGGUUCGACAUCUUGUUGUUCGACUUUGGCAACAAAAAUCUAUUCCCAAAGUGAUGGGUUUUUGGUCCUUUUUGCGCCCCGUUGGUAACUCUAUCACUUUAUUGUAAACAUUACGAGCUUAUUACUAGAGGMCUAGCCUAUAAUUGAAGAGGACGUAGGCUGAAAAGCUGAAACUAAAUUCCAUUGGGGCUAAGAUUUAAAUUGAGUCGACAAGUUUGAAGUUUCCCCGCUUCACUCAUGUCAGCGAAAUGGCGAACCGUACUCAUUCAAGACAGAAAAGCGACGACUCGAAGCUUGCUUUUGAGCUUGAAGAGGUUCAGUCCGAUUUGAGCGCAGAGAAUGUGGCGUUUUCACGGCCAAAGAUCAACUUUCGUGUCGCGCGAUGGGGAAGUCGGACACGAGAACGACUACUUUGUCUUAUUGGCAAAGUUAUAAAGAAAACCAACCUCACAGCCCUUUCAAUUAUUGUACUGUUUCUGGCGUUGGCCCUUCCUGUAGGCUUAGCUGUAAUGACUUAUUUAGUUUAUCCAGUAAACGUAGAUAUCUCGCUGCAAUCUUUUGAAAUUCCGAGUCAAAAUGCUUCCCUCAACGAAGAUGCUUACUCGGUGGCGAGAAGACAGUCCAAGUACUUCACGGAUUCGCUGUCGACCAGAGCUCGCCGCUCGGCAAAUCCUUUGCCAUAUCCUCAUUAUGAAAAGGGAAAAAAGAUUCAUUGGUAUAAACAUACCCAGUACAGAAGUAAAUGGAACGUAGACUUGAUUUAUUUGCCGAAGAAUUCAGACAAGAAUAUCUUCACUGUGGACACUUUGAACGCUGCGCAUCGCGUCGAGCAAAAUAUCAUGAAUUACCCCGGAUUUCUAGACUUCUGUUGGAAAUGGAAAAUGGUUCGUAUUGAUCCURUUUUAUCAAACAAAUACAACGCUUGCACACCGCCGAUUUCUUUAAUCGACUUCUUCUACCCAACCAAAAACUUCGGUGGGAUGACAUUCUUCGACGGUCAAGGAACAAAUCUCACAGAGCGAGCUAUGAAYAAGACCUUACAAUAUCUUCUCAGCAAGCAGUUCACGUACUGGUUUGUGGAUAACGGUUUCUCUGUUGAAAAUCGAAAGAGCUCUUUCCUGCGUGCUCAGAUCAAGUUUGGGUAUCCUCUAAAAGGCUACCAGCAUAGUGGGUACAGUCAUGGCGUUAUGCUUCAAGAGCAAAAGGCAAAAUUCGAGGCCUUCUUGGARAAAUUUGUAAAGUUCUUGGACACGCAGUCAACUGAUGAAGUCAAAGUCCUGUAUGGCGGACCUGAAAUAUUCGAUCAUCUUGUCAGUAAGACAUUGUGGAGUGACGUGGAGCUUUUUUUUUACACUUUGAUAAUAAUCAUUAUUUUUUUUUUUCUCCUGACCUCGUUCUCUCUUUUUUUUACCAUCUUUGGGAUACUUAGCAUUUUUUUUUCGUUCCUGUUUGCGUUUUUUAUUUUUUUUGUGAUUUUCAAAGUUCCCAGCCUUUUUUUUCUUAGCGGUGCUUCAUUGUUUAUUUUUUUUGGAAUUGGAGUCGACGACGUGUUUUUUUUUGUCAAUACAUUUGUCCACGCGAAUUUUUUUAAGGAUAUUAAGUCCAGGCUAAUUUUUUUUAUCAGUACCGCUGGUGGGGCUACUUUUUUUACCUCGUUUACUACUGCUGCUGCUUUUUUUGCCAAUUGCCUGUCUAAGAUUCCUGCCAUCCAUGACUUUGGUUUGUUUAUGUUGUUGGUCGUCAUUUUUUUCUGGUUCAGUGUGUUGCUUAUCAUUUUUUUAUCACUCUAUCUAUGUCCUCCAGAUCUGUGUUCCCAGGCAAGCAGCUGUCAGCCAGCAGCUAAACCAGUUCUUGGCAAAACUGUGCAUGUCAAACUUGUGUUUGGUAUCAAAGGCAUCAAUCGAAGUUCAGAUGCUAGUCAACAUGUSCUUGGAGAUAAGGGAUCAGUUAUCAUGGAUACAAAAUUCACACUUCUUUACCGUGAGCACAAGUCRAGAUUCAUCAGCUAUAUGUGCCAGAUAUGCACAGCUUUCUCAAACAACAAAGAACUCGUCAAAGAGGGUGGUUCCCAGUGCUUCCCGGACUGGCUGUGGCAGCUUCUUGAUCGAUAUCGUCUGAAGGAGUGCGAAGGCGUUAAGCCCUCUAAUACCGACUUAAAGGGAAGGUCGGACGCACACAUGUUUUACAAGAAUAUGGACCAUAUAAUCUACCGCAAUUCAUCAAAAGCAUUAUGGCUGAUGAUGACAUUUGAGACAACUAUAGACAAGGGGAUGUCCUCCACGGAGAUGCUAAUGUGGUAUUAUAAGUUCGAUAAGUUCCUAAAGGCACAAAUCAAGAAGAUAGGAGACGAAGCYCUUGAUUCUGCAUUCCACAGUUCAGAGUCCUGGGUCCACAUGUUCAUGGAGGUCAUAGCGAUCAGUGGUGCCAUAUAUGGUAUCGUAUUCUCAUUGUGUCUGUGCCUGAUUGCUGUAGUUAUCUUCACUGGUCACUUGAUGCUGUCAAUCAUUGCAAUUUUUACCAUAUUAGGUGUACUAUGUUUUGUGGUUGGUAUUUUCUACCUUGUGGAAUGGCAACUAGGAGCAGUCGAGGCCAUAUCCCUGUCAAUUCUUGUCGGGACAUCGGUGGAUUAUUGCGUACACCUUAUUGACGGAUAUAUAAUAUCUGGAAGAUAUGUACCAAGACAUCUUACAAGAAAUAAGAGACUGAAACGGAGCUGGCGAACAGCGGCUGCAGUUUCCCACAUUGGAUCUUCGAUACUAAGCUCUGCCAUGACAACCAUUGCAGCCUCAAUUCCUCUAUGUUUCACAACCAUCCAACUCUUUGCCAAGUUUGGUCAAAUCCUAGCUAUUAACACAGCCAUAUCUAUUGUGUAUACAUUGUCGUUUUCGCUAGCAUUUUUAACAAUAUUUGCACCCGCGAAAUUUAUACGCACUUGGAAGUCCAGGGGUAUAGCGGUCGUAGCUAUAGCUAUAGUUGUUGGCAUGGUGACCUUAAUUCUUUACAUCAUAAGCCUUAAAGGUACCCCCAUCCCAGGGCCUGAUGGGAAUCCCUUGUUUAGCGUAUAACGGGUUCCCUGUGUGAUAUUGUAAGGGUUACUUGCGAGCUAUCUGUUUUGUUUUUUUUAAGACAAUGGGUUCCCUGUGGAUCCUUUGACGAAAAGUCCCGGUUUUGAUACGGGACUGGUGUCUAUUUUAAAGUAAUGAAUCUUUUAACUGUAAACUAGAUGUACACACUAGAUUGUGCACACAUGGGCUUCCUGUGGUUYGUUGACCGAGAGAGACUGAAACGGUUUUGAAAUUAAAGCUUAGUAMAGUCUUUCGGUUGCCGGUUAAAUUUUAUAAGAGGAAAACGGGAAUUUUUUGUUAUUCGGGAUGCCUGUGGACAUUCGGUCGAGAGAGACUAGGUAGAAUAGAUUGUUUAACUAUCGAUGUAGUUGGAGUAAAGAAAAUUGUUUUAGUCUUUUUAAAUGCACCGCGAAAUAUAAAAAUAAARAAUAGUCUGUAUAUAGUGUUAAAAAAAAAAUUCCAAAUGGAGACGCUUUGAAUAUCCGACCACAGUAACUUUAAAUCUUCAAAACCUACAAAUUACAGAUUUUGUAAACUCAGAGUUAUGACUUGGGCUUCCUUUGGUCGGAAGCCGUUACGUAACCUGUUCGUUACGGGUUAUAACGUAAACGUAAUCAUACAAAGCGUCUACGUGUGGGUAUAGAAUCUAAGAAUUGCUUUUGUAUAAAUUUUAUUGCGAGUCCAAAGAUCUCUUGGGCUACCUGUGUUAACAUAAGGACGUKAUGAYGUGKACUGGAUAGUGGAUAGUGAUUUAGUGCRUCCACUCUAAUUAUUUCACRGGUGUWRAGUACAAACACAAAAAGCGUGAAAAAGUACUGGUGUGRUUUUUAUUAAACCGUGAAAUACACUUUAGCGUUCUGURAUUUCUUAUCUGACCAUACUUUAAUGUAGUUCUUAACAGCAAUGGUGUAUCACAUAUUWAAGCGGAACCUCGAUAAACCGGCCACAGCAGGGACAUCAGAGAGUACCUGUUUUAACCGUCGAUAACAAUGUGGCCGUUGAAACGGAGUAGUCGGAAUAAGCGGGGUGGUCGUAAUAAAGAGGUUCACUGUAUUAAACUCUAACUAUUAAAGUUUGUUUCACGGCUUAAUGAAAACCAGAGGACCAUUCGUCUUUUAGUCCUGUAAUGGGUCGCGAAAUUUUGUAGACGUCCACACGAUUUUCKACCAAAGUUGUGACCAACUGGGUUCAGUUUACACAAUAUUAGCUUAGCCAAAUUAUAUAGACAAGUAACAAAAUUGGAAAAUAAAAAGCACGCAUAUUAAAACUCGA